Naegleria fowleri is the source of this 2397-nucleotide messenger RNA. RefSeq lists its product as uncharacterized. Gene Ontology annotation, molecular function: hydrolase activity; ATP binding; DNA binding. NCBI's taxonomy places the organism in Eukaryota, Heterolobosea, Eutetramitea, Acrasida, Naegleriidae. The record is from RefSeq and is a predicted model, not a curated record. Gene Ontology annotation, cellular component: cytoplasm. The transcript is spliced from 2 exons. The coding region runs from base 1 to 2397 and encodes 798 amino acids.
AUGAUCCCGAAUCGUCCUCGCACACAAACCAAUUGUCUUACUUGUGUUCAAUGCCAAUCACCUCUAGUGCCUUUGGAGUGGAUUUGUAUGUGUACUUUUCCCGAUUCUGCUCAACACUGCACUCUAAAACCAGAGCACCAGAUCAAAUACCAUUCCGAUCUUUCAAAAGGAUAUUUGGAAAAUGAUGAAUCCAACAUAAAACUAUUGAAACAAGUCCACAUCAGACCACCAGAAAAGAAGAAUUCAAUCAACAUUUUGGAAUGUGCUAAAUGCGGAGAGAAGAUUUCCACUAUUAUUGCACAAAUGAUUGGAAAAGAUGGUAAAGAAUGGCCAUUUGUUUGUUUUCGGCCUGAAGCAUUAUAUGUUCCUUCUCUAGAAAACAAAGAUGUGUGUUUUCGAAAGAAAGGCCUUAAAUUUCGAGAACGAAAAGAUAAAUUGCGAUUAGCGGAGCGCUUGUGCACUGACUAUGAAAUUAAUAGAGAAGAAAAGAUUCUCGAACACCAGUCAAUGUGUGACUUUCUACCCACAAAUCAUCCAAGAAUUGAUAACACUUCAAAUAUUAACUCGCUAUUAGAGAGAUAUAGACCUCCUUCGGUGCGUUCAACCGUUAGAAACUAUCAAGCUGAAAUGUAUUUUCAAUGUUUGUUUCAAAAUUCAUUGAUUGCUUUGCCUACCGGAAUGGGAAAAACUCUGAUCGCAAUCUUAUUGAUGAAAAAGAUGCUAGAAUUGAAUCCACAAAAACUGAUAGCGUUCGUUGUCACGAAGAUACCUCUUGCAUUUCAACAGUGCCAAUAUAUUGAACAGGAAACAGGUAUUCCAUGUCAAGUAUUGUGUAGUGAGACCAAAAACGAUGACACAUUGCAGAAAUUGAGAUCAAAAGAAAUCAAAAUUCACUGUUUCACAGAUGGAAUGUUAUUCGCUCUCAUAGAAACAUCAGUUGUUUCUCCUGAAGACUUUUCUAUGGUUGUAUUUGAUGAGAUCCAUCAUGGAGCGGCAGAAAAUCACAAAUUUUGCAAGAUUUCUAAAAGCUUGUUGAAAAGCAAAUACGAAGUUAAAAUAUUAGGCCUUACUGCUACACCUUCUCACCUAGAAGAAAUUCUUGCAAACUUUCGUAUUACUUCCAUCUCUUAUCCAUGCAUCAUGAGAAAAGAAAUUGAGGAAAUCAAGUUUCUAACACAAACAAAGUCUACUUCAUUCAAAGAGCAAGAUGAACAAGUUGAAUUGAAAAAUAUCAUUUCGAAAAGAAUUUAUGAUUUGAAUGAACAACUUGGCCCAUAUAGACUCUCUGAUAAUAUUAUUAACCAUUAUCCUCUAAUGAUAGGAUGUUUACGAAACGUGCAAUUUCCUUCACAUCUCAGAGAAAUGGUAGAGCAUAUGCGAAAACUUGUUUCUCUUAUUGAGAUUACAGAUAUACUGGGAAGCAAGUAUGCAAUCGAUAUUAUUAACAAAAGUCAAGACUUAACGUUAUCACAACUGAAGCAUGAAAUUCAACACGUUCCGUCCAAAUAUUCACCAAGUUCACAUGCAUCUACUCUAAUUCCUCAUCAUGAUGUUCUGGAGAAUGAUCAUGUAAACGUAUCACUAGAAAGGUAUUUGGAAUUUGAAAAUUGUUGCAACUAUAUCAAACAAUGUUACUCUUGUUCUGAUUUGGAUUUAGUGGCAGGUGACAAAAAGCUUGGCAGAAAAUUAUACGCUUCUCUUGUCUUGAGAUAUAGAACAGAGGCCAUGAAUAACCAUGACAAAUUUGUCAUUCCACAAGAAAGAGUGACUUUAAGUGCAUACAACUGGAUCGUACCAAGCUCUCAAAGCUCAUGUUUGAAUGAGUAUAUUGCUUUUGGAAUGAUUUCACGAUCUAUUUAUCAUUUCAUCCAUACUCACUUUGGAGUUUAUCUCGACCAGUUAAGGGAAAUAGAAAGAGAAAAGACAAAAUUUCAAGACAUGAUAGGAGAACAGUUUAGAAUAUUUAUAUUUGGCUCAGUUUCUGUGCUACUUCAUGAUUCGAACAACACCGAUGUAGAUUUUUAUGUGAUGUACUACAAAAAAUCGGUGCCAGUCAUCACGGUUUUACUUCCUACAAAGAUAAUAGACUGCUGUGAAUCGAUGGAUCUUUCUGGAUCAACACGAGGAUUAAGAAAAAAGCAUUUGUUACGAAAAUACUUGAAACAAAAGCCCUGUUUGUUCGUGAUUCUGAAUAUACUCGUUCAAUGGUUUAGAAGAGUGUUUUCGCCAAAUGUAAUUAAGACCUAUUUAUUUGUUUGGAAGAUGAUUGAUUAUUGUAUUGAGCGAGGCUAUCUCAACAAAGAAAUUGUACCCUCUGAAGAGGAAACUUUUGAAAUAGAAAUUGCAGAGAAGGACUCUCAUACUUCUCUCUCCUCUUUGAAGGAGUUAACGCCAUGA